Molecule: messenger RNA, 1210 nt
Organism: Oryzias latipes (Japanese medaka)
Lineage: Eukaryota; Metazoa; Chordata; Actinopteri; Beloniformes; Adrianichthyidae
Gene: jmjd7
Product: jumonji domain containing 7
Source: RefSeq, a predicted model, not a curated record
ACCAACAGCUGACACUAGAGGGCGCCAGAGAUUUGUCACAGGAUGGUGUGUGACGUAAAUAUCCCCCCGGAAGUGGCACAGAAGCCCCCCUUCUACUGAGUGAGCCCCAUGCUGCCCACCCGAACCGACCAGGACUCGACUCGGUUCUGAUCGGUCUUCAUCGAUGGAAAAAGUUCGGGAGCGGCUAACGGAGUUCUCCUUGGAGGCUCACGAUCUGUACCUGAACCAGUCCGUGCCGUACCUGGACGGACCGCCCGAACCGCUGCAGUUCUACCGGGACUGGAUCGGGCAGAACAAGCCCUGCAUCAUCCGCGACGCCUUCCGCCACUGGGCGGCGCUGUCCAGGUGGACCCCGGAGUACCUCAGGCAGAAGAUAGGGUCAAAGGUCAUCAGCGUGGCCGUGACCCCGAAUGGCUUCGCCGACGCCGUGGUGGGGGACCGAUUUGUGAUGCCAGAGGAGCGACAGAUGAGCGUGGCGUCUGUGCUGGACAUCAUUGAAGGAAAGGUGCAGGAGCCCGGAGUCUUCUACGUCCAGAAGCAGUGCUCCAACCUGCUGCAGGAGCUGCCCGAGCUGCUGGGCGACGUGGAGCCCGACGUGUCCUGGAUGAGCGCGGCGCUCGGAAGGUCACCAGACGCCGUCAACUUUUGGCUCGGAGACGGAAACGCCGUCACGUCCAUGCACAAGGAUCCGUACGAGAACCUGUACUGCGUCGUCUCUGGAGAGAAGCGCUUCGUCCUGCUGCCGCCCACCGACCGGCCCUUCAUCCCCUACGACAUGUACCAGCCGGCUAUUUACCACCUGCGUGACGACGGCGAGUUUGAGAUCGUGGACCAGGGCGACUCAAAGAAGGUCCCAUGGAUCCCUCUGGACCCGUUGGACCCGGAUCUGGAGCGGUUCCCCCAGUACCGGUGGGCUCGGCCGGUCUGCUGCAGCGUGAAGGCCGGCGAGAUGCUGUACCUGCCGUCGCUGUGGUUCCACCACGUUCGACAGUCACACGGCUGCAUCGCAGUGAACUUCUGGUACGACAUGGACUAUGACAUCAAGUAUAACUACUUCCAGCUGCUGGAGGCGCUGAGUGAAGCCUCCAGGUCAACGUGACACCAGGAGCUUUGACCUGCGGGUAGCAGCGCCCCCUGGAGGUGAACUGCUGAAAAUGUGACAUGUAAAUGUUGAAUUUUAAUGCGAAAUAAAAACUCUUGGUAAAUGUGU